Messenger RNA from Lotus japonicus, 659 nucleotides. Its product is annotated as transcription elongation factor 1 homolog. The record is from RefSeq and is a predicted model, not a curated record. NCBI's taxonomy places the organism in Eukaryota, Viridiplantae, Streptophyta, Magnoliopsida, Fabales, Fabaceae. Gene Ontology annotation, molecular function: RNA polymerase II complex binding. The transcript is spliced from 5 exons. Gene Ontology annotation, biological process: transcription elongation by RNA polymerase II. Gene Ontology annotation, cellular component: transcription elongation factor complex. The coding region runs from base 167 to 433 and encodes 88 amino acids.
AUUUUGUGGGACAUAUUUAAUCCUUGUUACCCGUUGGACAAGAGAAAGGUGAGUAUAAAAAUCCAUCUUUUCUUUUGCUCGUUCUCAAUUCGCCAUCUUCUCUCCAUCGAGUUCUUGGUUAGGGUUUCUUCACUGGUUCCUCACUCCGAAUCAUUGGAUUUGAGCUAUGGGAAAGAGGAAGGCAAAAGCAAAGCCAGCUCCAAAGAAACGAAUGGAUAAGCUUGACACUGUGUUUAGCUGCCCUUUCUGCAAUCAUGGCAGCAGUGUUGAGUGCCGCAUAGACAUGAAGAACUUGAUAGGGGAAGCUUCUUGUGGGAUCUGUCAAGAGAGCUUUAGCACUACCAUCACAGCUUUGUCGGAGGCAAUAGACAUAUACAGUGAAUGGAUUGACGAAUGUGAACGAGUGAACAACCCAGAUGAUGAUGGUGCUUAGAGAUUCUGAGAAUCCACUUGGUGUAAUAGUGAACUGUCCAGUUUUACAUUUUCUCCAGCCUGUAAUUACCAGUUCCUAUGUUGUAAGAGAUCUAGUGGGACUAGGAGCUUAGUCCCUAUAUAGACCCUUAACCAUGCAUGAGAACAAUUGCGUCUAUUUAGAUGAAGCCUACUAUGAUAGGAAGCAACAUUUUAGUUUAUAUCAUUGCAGUAUGUGUUGAGAUGAA